Molecule: messenger RNA, 1857 nt
Organism: Drosophila mauritiana
Lineage: Eukaryota; Metazoa; Arthropoda; Insecta; Diptera; Drosophilidae
Exons: 3
Coding region: 82-1788 (568 amino acids)
Source: RefSeq, a predicted model, not a curated record
UUUGUUUCAGUCAUUGUGUAUAAUUCUUACAAGUUUUGUAUAUAUUUUACUGCACUCGUUUGUGAAACGGCUAAAGGAAACAUGGGGCUCAUCAAUCGCGUACAAAAUCUGAAUGGGAGUGCUGCUCGUCCCGCGUUGACCAGCGAAUUGGCCUUCAAUAGCGUGGUGCCAUGGAACAAUGAGAUCUCUCCACGCACCCAUCGCCGCCACGGGGAGGCCAUCCAGCCAUGCACCGAUGGGAUGGACUUCAGUGAGACGAUGUUUGAAAGUCUGGGUGCCGUGACUCGCGUUUGCAUUGGCACAGCAACAUUUUGGUGUACUUCUUCACUUUUGCAAUGUCAUAGCCACUAUUUUUAUCGCUAUAUUCGUCCGGUGAACUGCUUUCGCGAGGACAUCGACCUUAUUGCCGUGGGCUUUCGAGCUGCCUACACUUGGAUGAGACGGCAGGGGCGACUGGAUCCAUUGAUGCAACCAGAUAAACUGAUGACGCUCCUGCACACGGCCGUGCAGCUGGAGAUGCCGGCACUAAAAGCGCUGUGCUAUGAACAACUGUGCACCAAUCGCUUCCGCGAGGAGUUCGCCUUUCAGGUUUACCUGAGGGCCUUGAAAUAUCCGCAACUCGAGGAGCUGCGCAAAUUGAUGCUGCAAAGGAUCGGUGCUGCCUUUCUGUCUGUGCUGGGCAGUGAUGAUUUUCUGCGAAUGCCCCUCGAGGAUGUGAUGACCAUGCUGCAGCAGGACGCAUUGGGCGUCAAUUCCGAAUUGGAGGUGCUUGUGGCCAUUACAAGGUGGCUGAGCUGUCAGACUAAGUGCAUUGCAAUGGCGACGCCACUUUUGCUGGGCUGCCUUCGGUUCACUCUCAUACCAAUGGUCAUUCUGGAAAAGUUUUGGCUCUGCGCCAUGACACCACCGGUGCCCGACGAGCCCUUCAUGAACGUUGUUCGUAGCAAUAUCCACAUUCGUGAGAGGAUCAGCUCUGCGAUUACUGUGGCCCAAGUGCAGCAAUUGCACACGCGUCGUCGCGAGUUUUUCGCCUUCUGUCGCUCCAAGGGCUUACUCGUCGAUUUGCCCAGGGAGUGGAUAUACGAUGAGGAGUGCCCUUAUCAUCUGCCGAGGCCUUGUUGUCCCUACACCGAUGUGGCCUGUGCUAAUGUCAUUUCGAAAUACGCGAUAGAAAAGGCUCAGCGGCUAAAGGAAACCGUAAAGCGUUGGCCCCGGCGUGUUUGUACAUACUUGCCGCCCUCCGAUGAUCUACAGACCAUUUAUGAGCUGCGCGAGGACAUGGCUGAUGAGGAGGCGGCGAUGUUCGUAGGGCCUUUGUUGCCAGAAUUGCCCGAUUGGCCACCUCUGCCAGAGGAUGGCGAACGUUACAUUAUUCGCCACUUCCGUGGCAUACGAUUACUGCUGAACGAAAUGGUGGACGAGCAGCAUAGAACUACUGACCGUUGGGAGGAACUGGGCCGACGCAUUCAGAGUCUUGAGCGUGAAGGCGCAGCAAUGCCCGGGGUCAUUACCACCGGUAUGUCGAGACUUGUAUUUCCCACGGCCAUGACUUACGUAGCACAAGAAGCCGCUCAAGAAGAACGCUUUCGCAACAUGGAUUCCGAUUUGCGCACAAAGAACCAGGACACCAUCGAUGCGUAUUUCUUUCUGCAUGUCUGCCGCAUGAAGCUGUUGGUCCCGCCGAAAGCCAUUGUUCCUACCGAGAAUUGGACCACCGAGGAGAAUAUGCGUCCCAUGGAGAGCUAUGAGCUCGAUACCGAGCGAAUGAUCGAAGAUCUACCCUUUUAAAUGCAUAUGUACAUAUAUUUUAUAUAUGAUAUGAGGAUAAUCACACAUCCCCUAACCACCAACAACUCA